Arachis stenosperma is the source of this 858-nucleotide messenger RNA. RefSeq lists its product as uncharacterized. The transcript has a single exon. The coding region runs from base 1 to 858 and encodes 285 amino acids. The record is from RefSeq and is a predicted model, not a curated record. Lineage: Eukaryota; Viridiplantae; Streptophyta; Magnoliopsida; Fabales; Fabaceae. Gene Ontology annotation, molecular function: polysaccharide binding.
AUGAGCAGAGGGAAAGGCUCGUGGUGUUCACUACUACUCUUACAGUUGCUCUUUCAAACUUGUUGCAAUGGAGGAGCAUGUAGGCCUUCCUCUUGCGGCAAAAUCACCAACAUAAAACAUCCUUUCCGGCUCAAGGAUGAUCCCGCAAGCUGUGGGGAUUCCAGGUACGAGUUGUCUUGUGAGAAUAACAGGACGCUGUUAUAUCUUUUCCCCGGUAUAAGCUACCAACUGCAGGCAAUAAACUACAAUAACUUCACGAUCCGGCUUGUAGAUCCCGCCAUCUCAGACUCAGGGAAUGACUGCUCCACCCUUCCCCGAUAUUCUUUGUCCGCUAGAAAUUUCAGUGACAGCUAUGGCUACAUGGAUAUCCCCAAAUACAGUGAACCAUAUGGAACUAUUCAAGAACGAACUCGUUAUGAUGUAGUAAGAAUGUUCGAGAACGUGAUCUUUUUGAACUGCAGCUAUCCGAUCAGGGAUUAUCCACGAUUCGUGGAUGCUGCCCCUUGCGUUAAAGAAGGAGGCAAUGUUUAUGCUGUUCUUGGAGACAUGGACGUGGGUGAACUAAGAGAUGAGUGCCGUGUGAAGAUGGUUGCUGCCUCAUCCUUUCUUGUUGUUCCACCGAGAUCGUGGGAGGAUUCAUUCUUCAUCUACCAAAACUUGUCAUACGCUGAAAUCCAUAGAAAACUCAGUUACGGAUUUCAUCUUUCUUGGAUGAUCGGCGGUGCUUGUUCAUCUGCCUGUGGCCAGCUGAGUUCUUGCUUCUUCAACGAAGCCUCUCCAAAUCUCAUCACUUGCCGAGGGAAUCGCUGUUUCACUCCAAUAACGUUCAAUGAAUGCGGUAAGAAAAUUAAACUCUAA